This is a messenger RNA of Aspergillus affinis, 1743 nucleotides long. RefSeq names its product putative GABA permease. The coding region runs from base 1 to 1743 and encodes 580 amino acids. NCBI's taxonomy places the organism in Eukaryota, Fungi, Ascomycota, Eurotiomycetes, Eurotiales, Aspergillaceae. Gene Ontology annotation, biological process: amino acid transport; transmembrane transport. The transcript is spliced from 4 exons. Gene Ontology annotation, molecular function: transmembrane transporter activity. The record is from RefSeq and is a predicted model, not a curated record. Gene Ontology annotation, cellular component: membrane.
AUGGGACCAACUCUAAGCCCCGUCCGGCUUCCGAUUUGUUCCCCCGCAAAACGAGCUCCACCCGUCGCCCCGAGUUUCUCUAUCGGGAAUAAGUUGAGUUCGCCGGCUUGGAGGACCAGAUUCCGGUUAAUUGUCACUAUGGCAGAGAACGAUGCGAAAGCGAAGGUGUUGGCCCCUUCGACACGGGAGGAUGCUCUCGUCGAGCAACUGGGAUACGAGCAAGAAUUGAAACGAACCUUUGGGUUGCUCGGCAUGAUUGGAUUCAGCUUUAGUGUCGUCACAUCAUGGACCGCUUUGAGUGGUGUCUUUAUCGUCGGCGUCAAAUCUGGCGGCCCUCCUGUCAUGGUGUUCAGUUUCAUCGCCGUCUGUUUCCUUACCCUCGCCGUUGCUAUCCCCAUGGCCGAAAUGUGCAGUAUGUAUCCUGUCGCGGGAGGACAGUAUUCGUGGGUUGCGGCACUUGCGCCUCCACGGAUAGCCAGGGGAUUGUCCUACAUCAGCGGAUGGUUUAUGCUUAUCGGCAUCCUCGCAAUGGGAGCAACCAACAACUCCAUCGGCGCCAAUUUCAUCCUCGGCAUGGCCAAUCUUGUGUUCCCCGAGUUCGAGAUCCAACGAUGGCAGACCGUACUCGUCGCCUACUGUGUCGCUUUUAUCUCAGCCUCGGUUAAUAUCUGGGGACCUCAUCUCCUAAACCGAAUCGCUCGAUUCAUCCUCAUCUGGAACGUCGGUUCGUUCUUGAUCACGAUGAUCACCCUCCUCGCUACGAACGACAACAAGCAGCCCGCGUCAUUUGUCUUCCAUGACUUCCAGAACUUCACAGGCUGGGGGUCCUCGAUGGCUGCCAUCGUCGGCAUACUUCAAGCCUGUUUCGGAAUGUGUUGCUACGACGCCCCGUCACACAUGACCGAGGAGAUGAAGUCCGCGUCGAAGGAAGCUCCCAAAGCAAUCAUCCUGUCCGUGGUCCUCGGCGCCGUCACCGGCUUCGCAUUCUUAUUAACCCUCUGCUUCUGUAUCGGUGACAUCGACACCACAGCAAACACGUCCACCGGUGUCCCAGUCAUCCAGAUCUUCUACGACUCCACAGGCAGUAAAGUAGGAACUUGUUUCCUGUCCAGCAUGAUCGCCGUGAUUGUUCUCGUCGCGGGGAACAAUCUUCUCGCCGAGGGAUCGCGGUCAGUCUAUGCCUUUGCCCGUGAUAACGGGUUACCAUUCUCAUCUAUCCUGGCUAAAGUCGAUCCCAAGCGGCAAGUCCCUGUCAAUGCGGUCCUUCUUACCCUAGUCGUGCAGUUAGCCCUAGACGCUAUCGACUUCGGAACCACGACGGGGUUCGAGACAGUCAUUGCUAUUUCGACCGAGGGCUUCUACGUCUCUUACGCUAUUGCACUCUCAUCCCGUCUCAUGGGCUACUUCACGUCACAUAAUCCGGCGAUGAAAGGACCUUUUGCGCUUCCGACCUCCGUGUCCAUCGCAUUGAAUGUUCUCGGUCUGUUGUUUUUGCUCUUCGCGGCGAUUACGUUUAAUUUUCCGACGUCGUAUCCGGUGACACAUGAUUCUAUGAAUUAUACUUCUGCGGCGGUCGGGGUGAUUGCGUUGAUUGCUGGAGUGACGUGGGUUUUGACGGGGAGGAAGAGCUUUACGGGGCCGCCGGGGAUGAGAGUUUUGGAUGGGUGUGAGGGGGUGAGACAGGUAGAGGGGGAUACUGGUGUAGAUGCGCGUGAGAGUAAGGAGCAGGGGGAGAAGAGGUAG